This is a messenger RNA of Bicyclus anynana (squinting bush brown), 12071 nucleotides long. RefSeq names its product tyrosine-protein phosphatase Lar (gene Lar). Gene Ontology annotation, biological process: protein dephosphorylation. The record is from RefSeq and is a predicted model, not a curated record. NCBI's taxonomy places the organism in Eukaryota, Metazoa, Arthropoda, Insecta, Lepidoptera, Nymphalidae. Gene Ontology annotation, molecular function: protein tyrosine phosphatase activity; protein binding. The coding region runs from base 54 to 5732 and encodes 1892 amino acids. The transcript is spliced from 20 exons.
CAGUGGACAAAGCGCCGCCCGGUUUCCCGUCCAUCGCACCACCGCCCACCACGAUGGUGGUGGAGGUGGGCCACACCGCCACGCUGCCGUGCCAGGCCAGCGGCAGCCCAACACCCCGCGUGCGUUGGCUGUGGAACUCGCUGCCGUUGGACGUCGCGUCCAACCCACGUUACGCGUUGCUGAAUGAUAAGAUGCAUGGUACAUUACAAAUAGUGAAGAGCGAGGAAGAAGACCAAGGGAAGUUUGAGUGUGUAGCCGAAAACGCCAUCGGGACGGAGUUCUCGAAGCCAACUUCUUUGUACGUUAAAGUUCGAAGAGUAGCGCCACAGUUCUCAAUACCUCCGCCGGCGCGCACAGAGGUGAUGCUGGGUAGCAAUCUCACGCUGAAGUGCGUCGCCUUCGGAUCACCGAUGCCCACAGUUAAAUGGAAGAAAGGUUUAACAAAAUGGCUGACCCCCGAAGACAACCCACCGCUAGGGCUCAACACUCUGAAGCUGGAAGACAUCAGGGAAUCUGCCAACUACACCUGCGAAGCGGCUAGUGUGUUAGGUGUUAUAGAAACCACAGCCGAAGUUAAAGUACAGUCAUUGCCGGGACCACCGAAUGAAGUGAGGGCAUCAGAAAUCACAGCUACCACGGUGAGAUUGGCGUGGACUUACAGUGGACUAGAAGAACCCCAGUACUAUGUUAUUCAGUACAAGCCGAAAUAUGCGAAUCAGGCAUUCAGUGAGAUAUCUGGGGUCAUCACCCAAUACUACUCCGUCACGAACCUGUCUCCUUACACGGAAUACGAGAUGUACGUGAUAGCUGUCAACAACAUCGGGAGGGGCCCGCCAUCUGCACCAGCGGUGAUCACCACCGGGGAAACUGUGGAUUCCCUAUAUGGAGGUGCAAGACCCGGUUCAGCGCCUAGAAAUGUUCAAGUUCGUCCAUUAAGUUCUAGCACUAUGGUGAUUCAAUGGGAUGAACCUGAAACGCCUAACGGACAAGUAACUGGAUACAAAAUUUAUUAUACGUCCGAUCCAUCUCAGUCACUGCAAUCGUGGCACUCGCAAAUGAUGGACAACAACCACCUGACCACCAUCAGCGAGCUGACCCCGCACACCGUGUACACGAUACGGGUGCAGGCCUUCACGUCAGUGGGCCCCGGCCCCAUAUCUGCGCCCGUGCAAGUCAAAACACAACAAGGAGUACCGUCCCAACCAUCUAACUUAGUGGCAGUGGAAGCAGGGGAGACGUCGGUCACGCUCAACUGGAAGAGACCAGCGCACGCCGGAGACAAUAUCGUGUCGUAUGAGUUGUACUGGAACGACACGUACGCUAAGGAGCACCACAGAAAGCGGAUACCAAUAACGGAAUCGUACACCCUCAACGGCUUAUAUCCGAACACCCUGUACUACAUCUGGCUGGCGGCGAGGUCUCAGCGCGGCGAAGGAGCCACCACACCCCCUAUAGCCGUGCGCACCAAGCAAUACGUUCCCGGAGCACCGCCUAUGAAUGUGACCGCCGCCGCGGUAUCUCCCACCGCUAUAAGGGUGUCGUGGCAGCCGCCGCCCGCCGAACGGGCGAACGGAAGGAUCGCCUACUACAAACUGCUUUGCGUGGAAAGUGGGAGGGGGGACUCGGAGGCGACGGUGGUGAAACUGAACCAGACGAGCUUCGAGCUAGACGAGCUGCGGCGCUGGACGGAGUACCGCAUCUGGGUGCUGGCCGGCACCAGCGUCGGCGACGGGCCCGCCUCCUACCCGGUCACUGUCCGCACGCACGAAGACGUGCCCGGAGAACCACAAGACGUAAAAGUUAACGCGAUCAACUCGACGUCGAUCCAUGUCACGUGGAAGCCACCGCAGGAGAAGGAGAAAAAUGGUAUUAUCAGGGGGUACCAUGUUCAUGUUCAGGAACUCAGAGAAGAGGGAAAAGGUUUUCUCAAUGACCCGAUGCGCUUCAACGUGAUGGACGACACGACGCUUGAGUUAAACAUAUCUGGCUUGCAACCGGACACUCGGUAUAGCGUGCAAGUGGCGGCUCUCACAAGGAAAGGUGACGGUGAUCGUAGCCCGCCUACAACUGUUAAAACGCCGGGUGGUGUGCCAAACCGGCCCACUGUUACUUUAAAAAGUGUGGGGCGUGACCCUAAUGUAUCAAUUGAAAUAGAAUGGGCGAAACCAGCCCAAACUUAUGGUGAUCUUUUAGGCUAUAGAAUGAGAUUCGGCAUUAAAGAUCAACCACUAGAAGAAGUUAAUUUUACUGGAACCAAAGUUAACUCGCAUAAGAUUAAUGAUUUAGAGAGAGGAGUACAGUACGAGUUUAGAGUAGCAGGAAGAAAUCAAAUAGGAAUUGGCCAGGAAACAAUCAAAUAUUGGCUUACGCCUGAAGGUGCGCCCAAAGGACCUCCUGCAAAUGUUACUUACCAUUUCCAAACUCCUGACGUGAUUAGUAUUACGUGGGAAGCACCCAUAAGAGCAGACAGAAGUGGCAAAAUAAAAAAAUAUGACGUCCAGUUUUAUAAGAGAGGAGAUCAAUCGUCUCUAGUAGAAAAAACAACUGAGCACACAAAAGCCGUAUUUACUGGCUUAGAAGAAGAUGCACAUUAUGUGUUUAAAGUAAGGGCUUACACGGAUCAAGGUGCAGGCCCUUAUAGUAAAGAUAUUACGGCUCACACUGAAAGGGACAUUGGUAGAGCGCCCAUGUCAGUCAAAGCCGUUGCCACUUCUGAAUCUGGUGUGGAAGUAUGGUGGGAACCAGUUCCGUCAAGAAAGAAAAUCGUCGGUUAUGUUAUAUUUUUUACAAUGACUCCAGUUGAGGAUUUAGAUGAAUGGCAGCAGAAAACUGUUCAUGUUACACAUUCUGCUGAUUUGGAAAACCUAGAAAAAUUUGCAGAAUAUGCUAUAGCUGUAGCAGCAAAGACGGCUGAUGGUUUAGGAAGGUUAUCAGAAAAAGUUACAGUUAAAGUGAAGCCCGAAGAAGUGCCUUUACAUCUUAGAGCUCAAGAUGUAUCCACCCAUUCCAUGACUUUGUCGUGGUCUCCUCCAUUACGUUUAAACCCAGUUAGUUAUAAGAUUUCAUACAAUGCAAUAAAAGAAUUUGUUGAUUCGCUUGGAAUGACGCAAACGCAAGAAAUUCCAAAAAGAGAUAUAGUUGUUAAACAUGAUAGAACUUCACACUCCAUUAAUGAUUUAUCUCCAUUUACUACGUACAAUGUGAAUAUAAGUGCCAUACCUAAUGAUAACUCAUAUAGACCUCCUACAACGAUAACGGUAACUACUCAAAUGGCCGCACCUAAACCAAUGGUUAAACCGGACUUUUACGGUGUUGUCGAUAAUGAAAUACUUGUAAUUCUACCUCAAGCGUCUGAAGAAUACGGACCCAUAUCACAUUAUUAUUUAGUCGUUGUACCUGAUGAUAAAGCCCAUAACCAUAAAAACCCAGAUCAGUUCCUAACCGAUGAUUUAAUAAAAAAUAAUGCCAGAACCGAUGAUGAAAAUGCGCCUUACAUUGCUGCAAAGUUUUUGCAAAGAAAUAUACUGUAUACUUUUCAUCUCGGCAAUGACGAAAUGUACGAAGGUUUUCUAAAUAGAAAAUUAAAUCUUAAUAAGAAAUAUAGAGUUUUUGUCAGAGCUGUAGUAGAUACUCCUCAAAAGCAUUUGUAUACAUCAAGUCCGUUCUCAGAAUAUUUAUCAUUAGAUAUGCGAGAAGCUCCACCUGGUGAAGAGCCAAGACGACCUGAUCCGAAGGAUAUCAAUGGAGACCCUGAAAUUAGAAUAGAGGAAAACAGAAAAGAGGCAGGAAUGGUAUGGGUUAUUGGUCCUAUAAUAGCAGCGUUAAUGUUAUCCUUAUGUUUAGUGUUGUUAUUCAUUGUUAAAAGAAGACGACAACCAUGUAAAACUCCUGAUCAGGCAGCUGUUACACGACCAUUAAUGUCUGCUGAUAUAGGGUUCGGUGCACCUUCAGAUCCUGUAGAAAUGAGACGAUUAAACUUCCAAACACCAGCUAUGAUUUCCCACCCUCCAAUCCCUAUAUCAGAAUUAUCCGAACAUAUUGAUAGACUAAAAGCAAAUGACAAUCUCAAAUUCUCUCAGGAAUAUGAAAGCAUAGAACCUGGUCAACAAUUUACAUGGGAUCACUCAAAUAUGGAAGUUAAUAAGCCUAAGAACCGUUACGCCAAUGUAAUUGCCUACGACCAUAGCCGGGUCAUUCUACAACCAAUUGACGGAAUCCUCGGUAGCGAUUACAUAAAUGCCAACUAUUGUGAUGGUUAUAGAAAACAUAAUGCCUAUGUCGCAACUCAAGGGCCACUUCAAGAAACGUUUGCUGAUUUCUGGCGAAUGUGCUGGGAACUACGAACUUCAACAAUAGUUAUGAUGACAAAGUUAGAAGAGAGAACGAGGAUUAAAUGCGAUCAGUACUGGCCUAGCCGAGGUAGCGAGUCAUACGGCAUGAUGACGGUAACCAUUGCAGAAGUUCAGGAACUUGCCACUUAUUGUAUUAGAACAUUCCAAGUGACCAGAAAUGGCGGUGCGGAGCGUCGAGAAAUCAAACAACUUCAGUUCACAGCAUGGCCCGAUCAUGGGGUACCUGAUCAUCCUGCUCCUUUCUUGCAAUUCUUACGUCGCGUCCGUGCUUUGAAUCCGCCAGAUGCCGGCCCUUUAGUGGUACACUGUUCUGCGGGCGUUGGCCGUACUGGCUGCUUUAUUGUUAUCGAUUCCAUGCUUGAAAGAGCCAGACACGAGCGCACAGUAGACAUCUACGGCCAUGUGACAUGUUUACGAGCCCAACGGAACUAUAUGGUGCAAACUGAAGACCAAUACAUAUUUAUCCAUGAUGCCUUACUCGAAGCUGUCAUUUGUGGAGACACCGAAGUGCCGGCUCGUAACUUACAUUCGCAUAUACAGAAGUUGAUGCGAAUCGACACCAUUGAAAACAUAACUGGAAUGGAAUUGGAAUUUAAAAAGCUUGCCAAUAUGAAAGCUGACUCUAGCCGAUUUGUGUCCGCUAGCUUGCCAUGCAACAAACACAAGAACAGACUUGUACAUAUUUUACCAUUCGAGACUACUAGAGUCUGUUUGACUCCACGAGAUAGUUCUGAUUAUAUCAACGCCUCGUUCGUGGAUGGAUACAGAUAUAGAGCUGCCUACAUAGCUACUCAAGGGCCCUUACCAGACACUACGGAUGAUUUUUGGCGAAUGCUUUGGGAGCACAAUUCCACUAUCAUCGUCAUGCUAACUAAAUUGAAGGAGAUGGGCAGAGAAAAGUGUCACCAGUAUUGGCCUUCAGACCGCUCUAUAAGAUACCAAUGCUUUGUGGUUGACCCUAUCGCUGAGUACAAUAUGCCACAGUACAUCUUGAGAGAAUUCAAGGUCACAGACGCUCGCGAUGGCGCCUCUAGGACGGUCCGUCAAUUCCAAUUCACCGACUGGCCAGAGCAGGGCGUGCCCAAGAGCGGCGAAGGAUUCAUCGAUUUCCUCGGCCAGGUGCACAAGACUAAAGAACAAUUUGGCCAAGAUGGACCUAUCACUGUACACUGCAGCGCCGGCGUCGGUCGCACGGGCGUGUUCAUAACGCUGUCGACGGUGCUGGAGCGCAUGCAGUACGAGGGCGUGGUGGACGUGUUCCAGACCGUGCGAACUCUGCGCACGCAACGCCCCGCCAUGGUGCAAACUGAGGACCAGUACGAAUUCUGCUAUCGCGCUGCGCUGGAGUACCUCGGCUCGUUCGACCACUACGCCAACUGACGCUGAGAUAUACUCGUCUAAACUAACCCUUAGAACACCCUGCCGUGUAUCGCCUAAGACAGAAUGAAAAAAAUAAAUUAUCUAUGGUACUUAAUCAUGACGUAAACUCGUGUUGUUAAUCUGCGUUAAUGUAACAGACGUUCGAAAUUUAAAUUUUAGUCGGUUAUUCUGCAAGUUAUUCACAUUUUUUAUUUAAUAUGAAAUUGAGGUAAGGCUUAUAGUAGCAAAGAACCAAUUUCUUUGCUCGACAUGUCUUGAGCACUGCCGUGCCACCAGAUGAGGCGUUUGUUAUUUUAUUACAAGUAUUUACAUAUUAUUAAAAUCAUGACAUUAUUUUUGUCUUCAAUUAAUACUGUUACUGUACCUAUAAUAAUCAUCAAUAAGAAGUCUUUCUACAUUUACAAUAUACUCCUAUCUUAAUUAUUUUAUAUUUAAAAUCUUGAUUUUUUAUAAUUCAUUCUGUAAAAUCACAUGUUAUUAUUUUUACAAUAUAAUCAUAAAACGGUUUUAUUUUAAUCACAGUAUUAUUUUUCACCAAAAAAAAAAUACGUCUGUUACAAAAACAAUUAUACCUAACAACAUGGAUGUUUUAAUUAUACAUUUUUCACUCGAGUUAGACCCAUAUUGAAACUACUAUCGGUACCCUGCAAUUUACACAACACGUUAUUAUGUAAUCUAAUAAUAGUAGGCAGGUAAAUUAUAUAAAUCAUAUACUACUUAAAACUUUACUUACAUUUGAUACAAUUAUGUAUCAAAUGUUUUGAGUUAUUUUGAGGAAUUAUGGAUUUAUUUAUCAUGGAAUUGACUCUGAAGUUAAUGUUUCUAAGAUUUAGUUUACUCGUGAUCAGUGAAUUAAUAUGGGUCUAAAUCUUUUGUUCGUAACCUAUAAAUUGCCAAAUGAUACAUGGUUUUUUAUAUAAAUUUCGCUUAAGAUAGAUAGUUAGAUUUAAAUCGUUAGAUACGCCUACUCUUUAAUUUGAGAUUGUGAUUUUUUACUCUACAAGUUAGCUAUUGACUACCGGUGGUAACUAGCCACUGCCGAUUUCACUGUUUGGUGAAAUAUGUGAACUUCUCAUUUAUGCGUGUCAACUGUGUGUGAUGUGUUUAGAUAUGCGGUUAAUAAAUAAAGGAACUAUUUAAUUAUACCUAUACAAAUAAAUGCAUAUUGAGAAAAUAGAAACACUGUGUAUUUCUUUGAAUCAUGUAUCUACGAUGAAAAUCUAUGUCUAUCUAUAUGUAUUGUUAUUUAAAAAAAACACGGCAGGGUUUAUUACCAUCAAUAAUGGCGAAGUUUUCUCGAAUACUGAAAAAAAAACUAAAUUGUAUCACAAGUUUGUUCGCAAAAAAUCUCGUAUACCUUAUGAGGCUAACACGUACCAGUGCCUAGGAAAAUGUUACUUAUGAUGUAUAUUUACAAAUGACGACCAUUUGGCAAACAUGAUUGUGAAUUGGAAGGGUAAAUAACUUUAAUGAAUUUCUUUGUGAAUAACCCUGCGGACAAAUUGGGUAACUUUGCAUUUAUUUUUCAAGUUUUUGAACUACACAAACGGGACAAUAUUUUUUUUAAAGUGUGUUUAUUGUUUGGUGACGUUUUUAUUGACGUAGGUACUAGUUUUCAAGAUAAAUUUUGUGAUCUUUUAGAAUAUGAAUGAAGAAAUGCAUAAAAGUGGUCUAUUACGCAUACGUAUUCCGGAAAAUAUCAAUGCAAUUUUUAUUUUUAGGCAAAGUUACCCAAACUCAAUUUACCAUAGAUAAUAAAGAAGUUUUAAGCUGUUUUCUGUACUACCUUGUGUAAUCCAAAUUUUUUACUUAUUUGGAAACUUACACUAACGGUCCAUGUGCUUAAUAUGAAAUUUGUACUUGCGUAAUCGUUUCCGAUCAUUGAAAACUUUAAACGUCAAAGUAAAACGGAUCCAUUUGGAUAAAAUUCUGUGUAUACCUACUGUUUUCUUUUACUUGCUAGGAGUUGACUUACAUUUAAACUUUUUGUCCAUAUUUAUAGCACAAAAUAUUAUAAAUUCCAUUUAACAAAUAUAUUAAUAUUUUACUAUGACGUUACAAGUUACAACUUGAUGUUUCAUUAAUCGAAACCUGUGGAGCUAAUGUUUUUAUAACUCGCUAGUGUGAAUCUGAAAUUCGUCUCUAACUCUCUCUGUCUAACACAAUAUUAUAGACAGAGAGAGAUAUAUAUGAAUUCGUAGCUCACACUAUCGAGAUACAGAACUACUCUACUGCUACGGUUGAAAAUGUGCAAAUUUUCUCAUAUUAAGGACCCUUUCAACGAAAACACGCAUGACGUCAUUCGCAUUUUCACUGUCUACUUGACUGUACGAAUGACGCAAACAGCUUAUAUUUAACCAUAUGUAACAAAGAACUUUGAGCGCUGCAGUUCAUGCUAUUUUUUAAUAAUAUUAUGCAACAUUAUCUAAAGUUAGGAAAAAUAAAAUAUCGGAAAAGAAAUUUCGUAAUGGCGGAUUAUUAAAAAAACUAACCAUUUUGCAGCGGAAUACACGAGCAAAUUAUAUCGUACUAUAAUUAUUAUUAUAGACCAAGAGAUGAUCAACUAUUUGUUCAUUGGUUUUCACCUCUCCGUAUUUUUAAUUAAAAAAGAAUACUAAACGUACAAGCAACCAGUUUUAGAAACUAUGUUUCUCUACUGUAUAAUUUGAAAGAUCUUUAUUAUGCUAGUUUGUACAAAUACGGACCGGGCCACGACCAUUUUGAAUAAAUCGUUUAUUGAUCUUGGAAAAUUAGAAUUGAAUCAGUGCGCUUAGAGGACGUUAUGCGACUAUUAUAAUAUUUUACUCUGAUGAUCACAUAAUAUAAUAUAUCUUAUACGACAUUAUAUUGUAAAAUGUAUAAAUAGUUAUUGCAGCUGUAAUUAGAAGUUUAUUUUUCAUAUCGGGUGUUAAAUACGUUUAGUAGUGUAAAUUUGUGGUAAAAAAAAAAUAAUAACAUGUUUCAUUAAUGCAAUAUAACAAACUCUUUAGGACGAAUCGGCUGUGUCGUGUGAAAUUCUGUCAUGUGCGUAGUAGAUAUGUAAUUUGUGUAAAUAGCUAUAAUUUAACAUAUUUUUGUUGCUUUAAAGUCGGUCUAUGCUCUAAGUUCCUCUCUUUUAUGGGAGAGUUUUAUGCCCAAAUGUUGGGUCAUUAAUUAGGGUGAAGCUGAUUACUUCUAUAUAUUUCUCUUGCCCAUUCCAUGUUUAAAUUUAUUUAAAUCUUAUCAUAAACAAUAAAAAGCGAGGCUACCAUAGACUAAUAUUGUGUACAGUAAAUCACAUUUUUAAGUUACAAUACAAAAAUACUUCAGCGAAUUCCAUACCUUCAAUUAAUGUUCGCCUUUUAAUUUUACGAUAAAGUUUUCAAUCAAACCUAAAAACUGAUAAAAUAAAAUUUUAAAAAUCAGUUGAGAUUUUAAUCAAAGUAAAAUUGUUCUUCUACUUAUAAAUAUAGGAACUUGUAAAUGUGGUUCUACUGUAUUUUAGAUCAUUUAUGAUAAGAUUUUUGAAUAUCAUGACAGAAAUAAAAUUAAGUCAGUUUAGGUAACGAAAUUGCUACGUUUUAGGUAGACCUCUUGUUCUGUUACUCAGCUAUCUAUUUUAUUGUUUUUUUUAUAGAUUUAGGACAUAUUUUUUAACAUCACUGCCCCCAGUAGGUGAAGACGGUGAUUCAAUGACAUAUCUAUUUGUUAGGUAGAAAAAAAUGUUUUGUCGGUGUGUUGUAAUGUUUUAAUGAAAUUGUAAGGAAAUGAUUCGAAUAUGAAUCGAAUCGUAAACUAUUAGAAUGGUGUAGUCGAAAAUUAUCGAUGACGCCUAGUAAAAAAUCCAAGUCACGUUUAUUAGACAAAAUAAUUUAAAAUAUUGUUGACAGCUUUAUUAUUUUUGUCUUUCUAGAGUGAAGUGCAUGGUUCUAAGCAACAAAACGCGGUCGCCUAUUUUAUAUUGUUUAUUAUUUUAAUUUUGCGCUUUUUCGCAUUUAAACCUUAUUUUCUUCGGCUCAUAACACCCUUCAUACUAUUUUAAGCUAUCUUUAAGUGUAGAAUUGUUUAACCUUUUACAAUAACCUCUUGCCCAAUAUCGUAUUAAGGUUAUUAGGUUUUCCACUCGUUUUAUACAAUCUAUACAUUAUAUCGAUCUACGAGUACGUGUAAGUUAAAGUUGAGCUUUUGACCUAGUAUUAAAAACAUAAUAUGCAUUCUACGAAAUCUGGAGGUAGCUUGUAGUCUUUAAAAAUAAUACACCAUAAACAAAACAAUAAAUACAAUAUUAUUUUAUUUAGGAUAUCUUGCGCAUUUUUCCUAUAAUAUUAUUUUAAUAAUAAAUCAAUCUUUAAUACAAAUGUGAUCAUGGACACUCUUUUAACCGCCACUACUUCUAGUUGGACUUUAUCGUUUUAUCUAUGGUGUAAAGAAGACUACUCGCUCUGUAAACAGUAACACGGUCGACGUCAACUGCCAAUCGUUCACGUAGAAAUAAUAAAACUUAAGGUGUAUCGAUAAAUCGAAAACGUACGUAGGUUUUAAUGAAAAAAAUAUUGUUAAAUUGAGGUUAUAGUGAAAAUUUAAUACUCGUUGAUGAAUCGUAUAUGUAAUCAGAUGUGCUUACACGCUAGUGAGAGCCUAACAACCACUUUGGGUAAGGUAUUUAAUCAAGUACCUAGUUAUUACACUUCCAUCAAAUACCUCCUCAAAUUUUCGUCAUGGGCUCUUAGACUAUAAAUCGAAUGAAAUAUAAAUAUUUUUUUCUUUUAGCCUCUUAUGCUGUUGAAAUACUAUUAAAUCAAAACCUUCGAUGUUACCUUAAUUAUGAAUUAUGUUUUUAAUACAUAUCUACCUAAUCAACUUUACAUGAUAUGUGCCACACCGUUUUUCAUUAUUAUUUCGUUUUUACAUUUGUUAUUGACGCCAUUUUCGUGUUCAUAAAUAAAAAAAAUACUUUAUUGUAAUGUUGCCAUUAUACGGAAUUACCACUACGAAGGUAUAACAAAUAACAUUGAAAUCUUUUGUUAUAUCAUUUUAUUACGUUACGUUAUAACAUUAUUAUAUUAUUUUCAAAUUGCAAAACUCAGUAAAAAUUACGCACAUUACCGACCUGUAAAAUAGUAAUCCAUAUUUUUUUUUUACUUGAUACAUUUUUUUUUUGUGACAAAUGACGAAAUCAGCAACGCAGCAAUAUGAAAAUAUUUUAGGCAUUAUCGAUACUGCAAUUUCCACAGCGUUGCAUGUUGCAAACAUUAAAAAAUAUAAAGUGAUACUUUACAAUUAGUGACGUUUCCCUAUAAUACAAGUUUGUAUUAAAUCUAUAUGAUGCAUAUUUUGCUGCACACAAGUCUCAAUUAAUAUGUUAUAAUAUUUCAACUCCUUUCACAUUACUCAUGUGUGAAAAAUACCUAUUCAUUUAUUACAAUAUAGAGAUGUGUGUAGAGCAUUGCCACCACCAUUUUCUGCUACCAUGUUGAUAAUGUCAGUAUUGUUUAUACGAAUGCAACAACUAUAAAACAAUGCCAUAAAUAGGUGCUGUAUGAAUGUAAUUCCAUUUUUAGUACAAAAUAAUGUGUUAAAAACAAAUCAUGUUUGUAUCCAAUGUUAAUUUGUAAUUUGCGUGUAUGUAAAAGACUGAUUUACUACAUUUUUUCCAUGUGUUCUUAAUUAAUUUUGUAAACUGAUUUUAUGGUCUCCUGUGUAGCUAGCAGUAUAGGAGUGUAUGAUUAUUUUAAUAUAUUUAGAUAAUUGUAAGUUUCUUUAUAUAAAUAUUAAGUUUUAAGUGAUUUCUACAACUGCCUGGCGUGGAGGGGAACCAAAAUUAUUGUUUUUAUUUUCUUCCAUAUUAUAAAAAUUAACAGUGUGAUAUGGAGUUUAUUUUUGCCAAAAAAAAAUGUUUAAAAUGAAAAUAUUAGUAUUUUUAUAAAGCAAUAAGAAAUUAAACAAAAUGGACAAAUAUAUUAUAAACCAAGAUGUUUAAUUUUUCGAACGUAAUAAUUUUAGUUCCCCCGUGUAUUGUAAUUAACUUAAAAUUAAAAAUGUACAUGUUAAAUUGCAUUAUUUUUAAUGUAUUCAAUGUUGCAAUCCUUAAUGAAGUAGCCGCCUUGCGUUUUGUAUAUUUUGAAUUGCUAAGUUGGUACGGUGUUGCCAUAGCUUAAAUAUAUUUUAAUGCAAAAAAUUAAAAGAUGGCGGGCGCAAUAAUGAAGGCGGGACGGUGUGUGAAUGUAUUUAGUAGGAGUUCGUAGACGAUGAUUAUUUUGUAAAAGGAAUUAAACUCUCCCGCCCUGCGUCUCGAGACACGGUGGAUUCGCAAAUUAUACAUAAUUUAUAUGAAGAAAUAAAUUUAUGUGAGGCGAUAUA